Messenger RNA from Centropristis striata (black sea bass), 1346 nucleotides. Its product is annotated as glial cell line-derived neurotrophic factor-like. The transcript has 2 exons. NCBI's taxonomy places the organism in Eukaryota, Metazoa, Chordata, Actinopteri, Perciformes, Serranidae. Gene Ontology annotation, biological process: peripheral nervous system development; negative regulation of neuron apoptotic process; positive regulation of branching involved in ureteric bud morphogenesis. The record is from RefSeq and is a predicted model, not a curated record. Gene Ontology annotation, molecular function: receptor tyrosine kinase binding; growth factor activity; glial cell-derived neurotrophic factor receptor binding. Bases 423 to 1223 code for a protein of 266 amino acids.
CAGGAGUCACUAUAUUGUGCAAUAUGGACCGCGUGCACUGAAUGACAACCUGUAGAUUUUUAAACUGGGAGUAUUUUUUUUUGUCUUCCAAACGUCGUUGGAUUUGCAAACAACUUCUGAGGGAAGUCUGCGCUUUGCAUUUUGCGCCUCUGCAUUUGGUUUCGUGUCUCCUUGGAUGUUGCGCCACGCUGCACAGCGUCUGCCAGCUGGCAUGUGAGUGAUAGCGUGCAGUUUACAGUGCACGCAGGCAAUAACACAUUGAUCUUGACUAUUUUCAGUGGCCGGAACCCGAGCUGAUGAGUGCGCCCCACGUUUUCCUCUCCAACUAUUGAACGUCUUCAACAUGCUGUUAAUCGCGUUUGCCAGAUGAUACCUGUUGAUUUUUCAUCGCGCCAUGUCCUUCUGUCGGACUGAAGUGGACAAUGAAGUUAUGGGAUAGCCUGACCACUUGUUUGAUACUGCUGAGCGCCGUGCACGCCAGCCGGCUGCUCCGGAGCCGACCGCAGCCCACGACCACCAAGAGGAGAGGGCGCGCCGCCGAGGGUCCCCUGGAGCUCCCGCCGGUUCCGAUCCGCCUGUCUGUCACUUCCCCGGGCAUCAGCGCUGAGGCGGAUACAGCGGACUGGGAAGAGACGCUGAUCGGAGAAGGAAAAUACACCAUGGAGGAGUCCCCCCCAAACGAGUUUGAAGACGUGGUAGACUUCAUCAAAGUGACCAUCAGUAGAAUACGUCGCUCCUCCUCCUCCACCAUGUCCUCAUCUACCUCCUUCACCACCACCUCCUCCCCCUCUGAAGAAGACUUGAGCAGCAGGACUCGACACAGACGGGAGAGAAAGAAGGGGGCAAGCCAGGACAGUGGAGGAAGAAGAAGAGCAAGAGGAGGGGAGACUAGAAAGAGGGUUCGGGGAGGAAGAGGUAACGGACGAGGACAAGGCUGCGCGCUCAAACAGAUCCACCUCAAUGUGACGGACCUCGGCCUGGGCUACCAAUCCAGCGAGGAAAUGAUAUUCAGGUACUGCUCCGGACCCUGCAGGAAGUCCGAGACCAACUACGAUAAAAUCCUGUACAACCUCUCUCACAACAGGAAGCUUCCUUCCAAAGACACGCCCCCGCAGGCUUGCUGUCGGCCAAUAGCGUUUGACGAUGACCUCUCGUUUCUGGACGACAACCUCGUCUACCACACCGUGAGGAAGCACUCUGCCAGGAAAUGUGGCUGUGUGUAGAGAGCUGGUGUCAGGCUUGGUGUAGUUUAACAUUCACUCCCACUUUGAAGUAUGAUGUUUUUUUUCUUCUUUUUCCCACUAAAGGAAACUUUAUGUGUGACUUUAGUCCAGUAAAGGAGUGAG